Schistosoma curassoni is the source of this 1011-nucleotide messenger RNA. Lineage: Eukaryota; Metazoa; Platyhelminthes; Trematoda; Strigeidida; Schistosomatidae. The record is from the annotation of a GenBank genome assembly.
AUGUGUCUGGACAAUGGGUUGGCUAGAACACCACCAAUGGGAUGGAGCACAGUUUAUGCACUCGGCUGUCGGGUGGAUUGUCAGAGGUAUUCAAACAACUGUCUUAAUGAGGAUGCAAUCAAACGAACAGCUGAUAAACUGGUAUCGGAUGGUUGGCGAGAUUUGGGUUAUAAAUAUGUGAUACUUGAUGAUUGUUGGUUAGCAAAACAACGUGAUCCGAAUACAAAUAGCCUUAUGGCAGAUCCUUCAAGAUUUCCAAGUCGUUCUACUUUUAUAGUUCGUAUAUAUUUAAACUCCGAAAAAAUAUUUCGUUUCCAGGGUAUUGAGUGCAUUGCAAAAUAUCUGCACUCCAAAAACCUUCUACUCGGUGUAACUCUUAGUUACGGGGCCAUGACAUGUGCUCGUUAUCCUGGAAGUAUAAAUCAUUUAGAAUUGGAUGCAAAAACAGUGGCUGACUGGGGAGUGGAUUAUGUGAAGAUGCUUGCCUGCCACUCUGCGGAGAAUACUGCACCAGAUGGUUUUGAGAAAUUUCACAGAUUACUCAACGCAACUGGCAGGACGGUAAUGCUUAUGUGUACUUAUCCAGCAUAUAGCUAUUGGCUUUCAAACUCUAAUUUGAUUGACUGGAAAAGAUUACAAAAUAAUUGUAAUUUGUGGCGAGUGUGGUCCAACGUGCAGAGCAAAUGGAGUUCUAUAAUCGGUAUUAUUAAUAGAUAUAAACUUCGCAACGAUUUUUUUCCGAAAGUGGCUGGUCCCGGACAUUACAAUGAUCCCGAUGUGUUAGUCUUAGGAUACAAUGGACUUUCGAAUGAUCAAAAGCGAGCACAUAUGGGCAUGUGGUGUAUGUUUGCUGCUCCACUAGUGAUCUCAGCUGACAUGGACAAGUUGGAUCCAUUCAGUGCAUCUCUGUUACGUAACAAACAUUUGUUGGCGAUAGAUCAGGAUAAAGGUGGACAUCAGGCGGAAUUCGUGAAAACACGAAAUGAUGUACAGGUGAGCUCAUUGCAUUAG